AUGACUUCUUUGGAUUUCAGUGCUUUACACGAGAAAAGCACAAUCUUUUCCGUUGCAAAUCGAGCGUUGAGGCUCACUUCUGCAGAAGAUAUCGAACCUAUUUUGAAAGACUUGACAAAACUUCCUAAGGUCACUAAACUCGACUUUUCUGGUAAUACAAUUGGCGUGGAAGCUUCAAAAGCGCUGGCAAAAAGUAUCAUUGAAAACUCAGGAAUCGCAGCCAACUUAAUUGAAAUAAAUUUCGCGGAUUUGUACACUUCUCGUCUAGUCGAUGAAGUCGUGGAAUCUCUGAACAUUUUUGUCCCAGUAUGGCUUUCAUGUCCUCAAUUGAGCAUCGUAAACCUUUCCGAUAACGCCUUUGGUCUCAGAACUAUCGAUUCCUUGGAAUCGUACAUUUCCCAAGCAGCUCAAUUGCAGCAUUUGAUUCUAUCCAACAAUGGUAUGGGUCCAUUUGCUGGGGAAAGAAUUGGUAAAGCUCUUUUCAAACUAGCCCAAUUGAAACAAUCAAAGGGUAAACCAUUUUUGGAAACUUUCAUUUGCGGCAGAAAUAGGCUCGAAAAUGGGUCCGCGACAUACUUGGCUCUGGGGCUCAAGGCGCACGGAUCUGGCUUGAAAACCGUCAGACUUUAUCAAAACGGUAUCAGACCACAAGGUGUUGCAGUUCUUAUCAAGCAUGGGCUUGGAAACAACAAAAACCUUCAAGUUUUUGAUUUGCAGGAUAAUACUUUCACCACCAGCGCCUCUUUGAUCUUGGCCGACAUUUUACCUGUAUGGAGUGAGUCUCUGGUCGAACUAAAUGUAAACGACUGUCUGCUCAAGGGUCCUGGCGCUGACGCUGUGGUUCAGGUCCUAAACGAGCACAAAUUUGUUAAUCUGCACUCGUUGAAAAUGCAAUACAACGAACUCACUCAGGAUACAUUGAUUUCCUAUUUGAUUCCAGCAGUACAAUCUGCAAACCUGCCUGCUCUGAAGCUGUUGGAGCUUAAUGGUAAUAGAUUAGAGGGAGAUUCUGAUGCUUUGACAGAAUUGGAAGAAUCAUUUGACGGUAAGCUUGACGAACUCGAUGAUCUGGAAGAACUGGAUAGCGAAGAUGAGGAAGAAGAUGAGAGCGAAGAAGAAAGUGAAGAUGUCAUGACUGCAGCUGAUUUCGACGCCGUUGAAAAAGCUUUCACUGAGCUGCAAGUCGACGAAGUGACAGCGGAGCUGGCGCAGGCAUCUAUCUAG
This is a messenger RNA of Lachancea lanzarotensis, 1224 nucleotides long. RefSeq names its product LALA0S01e15588g1_1 (gene RNA1). Bases 1 to 1224 code for a protein of 407 amino acids. Gene Ontology annotation, biological process: nucleocytoplasmic transport; activation of GTPase activity. NCBI's taxonomy places the organism in Eukaryota, Fungi, Ascomycota, Saccharomycetes, Saccharomycetales, Saccharomycetaceae. Gene Ontology annotation, cellular component: cytosol; perinuclear region of cytoplasm; nucleus. The record is from RefSeq and is a predicted model, not a curated record. Gene Ontology annotation, molecular function: GTPase activator activity; small GTPase binding. The transcript has a single exon.